Epithele typhae is the source of this 831-nucleotide messenger RNA. RefSeq names its product UPF0005-domain-containing protein. The transcript is spliced from 9 exons. Bases 1 to 831 code for a protein of 276 amino acids. NCBI's taxonomy places the organism in Eukaryota, Fungi, Basidiomycota, Agaricomycetes, Polyporales, Epitheliaceae. The record is from RefSeq and is a predicted model, not a curated record. Gene Ontology annotation, cellular component: membrane.
AUGGCCGACUACACCAAUCCUCCGCCGCCGUAUCCCGGCCACUCUGGCAAGGCCGCGCCCCCGGGCUAUGACAUGGAGGCUACCCAGCCGCUCUUGGCAAGCCACAGAGCGGGCAUGUCUGGUGCAGGGGCCAUCUACCACCAGCCCCCGCUAGGUGCGAUCCCUGACGACUUCCUGUAUGGCGCCACAGUCGCGGAGUGUGCUCUUCACAUCCGCCAUGAGUUCGUGCGGAAGGUGUACACCAUCCUGUUCUGCCAGAUUGUAGCGACAACAAUCGUUGCCGGAUUCAUCUCCAAGUCGGAGGGCGCGGUCAUGUGGCCAUGGUCAUUCUAUGUACCUCUGUUUGGAACCCUCAUCAACCUCGGUCUCCUGUACUGGCAACGCCACAAUGUCCCGCUCAACUACAUCCUCCUGUCCACGUUCACUCUCCUCGAGGCGUUCACCCUCGGGAUCAUGACGGCAUUCUUCGAUUCCGAGAUUGUUCUUCUGGCACUGCUGAUCACCGUUGGUAUCUUCUUGGGCCUAACGUUGUUCACUCUUCAAUCGAAGUAUGACUUCUCCGGGAUGGGAGCAUGGCUCUUCGCUGGUCUCAUUGCCCUCAUGAUGACCGGUAUCGUGGGCAUGUUCGUCCCGUUAGGCAACACCAUGAACCUCAUCUAUGCCGCCGGAGGGUGCCUGCUCUUCAGCGGCUAUGUCAUCUACGACACCUAUAUGAUCACCAAGAGGCUGUCGCAUGACGAGUACAUGGCUGCGGCCAUCAGCCUCUACCUCGACUUCAUCAACCUCUUCAUCAACAUUCUGCGUCUCCUGAAUGGCAUGAACCGUGACUGA